Molecule: messenger RNA, 2240 nt
Organism: Rhinichthys klamathensis goyatoka
Lineage: Eukaryota; Metazoa; Chordata; Actinopteri; Cypriniformes; Leuciscidae
Gene: nr2f6a
Product: nuclear receptor subfamily 2, group F, member 6a
Exons: 5
Coding region: 453-1658 (401 amino acids)
Biological process (GO): anatomical structure development; cell differentiation; negative regulation of transcription by RNA polymerase II
Molecular function (GO): RNA polymerase II cis-regulatory region sequence-specific DNA binding; nuclear receptor activity; zinc ion binding
Source: RefSeq, a predicted model, not a curated record
ACACACACACACACACACACACACACCCUCACAGGCACGCGGCGCGCGCUCUCUACUGGACACUGGCUCGCGCUCUCUCUUGUCCUUCUCAAGCCCGCGGACUUUUGCACUCCCAAAAGCAGGUCUUUGAUUGAAUUGGAAACUAGCUUCCAAAUGACACAUUUUCCGAGGUGUGACAAAAGAAGCGGGAGCAAAAGGUGAAUAUGGUCAGUCAAGGAGCCAAAACAACAUGCACAGCCUGCUGCAUGAAGAACAAAGUUGACUGACUCAGACGUUGACUGUCUGAGCCUAAAUGUGUCAGACGAAGCUGUGGACAAUUACCAGAUCUAAAGGCCUUCAUAGCUUCUCAUUUUAGAACACACAGCUGUCAAAAAAGGGGUCAACUGAAACGGUCUGUGCCAACAGCACGUUUGGGAGUAUUUUUCCUCCUUGGUUGUGUUGAGAACUAAGCGAUGGCCAUGGUGAGAGGGGGGUGGGGAGAUCCCAAUGGGGAGACUAAUGGACUUGGUGGCGACAAGGGUUACCUGAGGGGAGAUGAGGACGACGGGUCACCACAAGGAGGCGGCAGCGACAUGGAGGCUGGGGACGAUGAUAAAAGUUGUGUGGUGGACUGUGUGGUCUGUGGUGACAAGUCCAGUGGGAAACACUACGGUGUGUUUACCUGUGAGGGCUGCAAGAGCUUCUUCAAACGGAGCGUCCGGCGAAACCUCAACUAUACCUGCAGAUCGAACCGAGACUGCCAGAUUGACCAACAUCACCGCAACCAGUGUCAAUACUGCCGUUUAAAAAAGUGUUUCCGAGUGGGAAUGCGCAAAGAAGCAGUUCAGCGUGGACGCAUCCCACCUUCGCAUUCGAGCCUCAGCCCAUCCACGACUCCAGUGGGCGGUAAUGCCGGGAGCGGCGUGAGCGAGUUCUACAACGGGCAGCCGGUGUCCGAGCUCAUCUCCCAGCUCUUGCGGGCAGAGCCCUACCCCAACAGCCGCUACAGCCAUCAGUACAGCCAGCAGAUGCAGGGGGGCGGAGGAUCGGCCAUGGGCAUCGACAGCAUCUGUGAGCUAGCUGCGAGACUCCUGUUUAGCACCAUCGAAUGGGCCCGAAACAUUCCUUAUUUCCCUGAGCUGCCUGUAUCUGAGCAGGUGGCCCUUCUGCGGCUCAGCUGGAGUGAACUGUUUAUCCUUAACGCAGCCCAAUCUGCCCUGCCACUGCACAUGGCCCCGCUGCUCGCCGCCGCAGGCUUUCACUCCUCUCCCAUGUCUGCCGAGAGGGUGGUGUCCUUCAUGGACCAGGUGCGCAUCUUCCAGGACCAAGUGGAGAAGCUGACCCGCCUGCAGGUGGAUACAGCAGAGUACAGCUGUCUAAAGGCCAUAGCGCUCUUCUCACCAGAUGCGUGUGGGCUGACAGACCCAGCUCAUGUGGAAAGCCUGCAGGAAAAAGCUCAGGUGGCCCUGACCGAGUACGAGCGCAUGCAGUACCCCGGACAACCCCAGCGCUUUGGACGGCUCCUUCUGCGACUGCCCGCUCUGAGGGCGGUGCCCGCCAGCCUCAUUUCUCAGCUCUUCUUCAUGCGCCUUGUGGGGAAAACGCCUAUUGAGACGCUCAUCCGUGACAUGCAGCUGUCUGGCAGCUCCAUCAGUUGGCCGUAUGCUCCAGGACAAUAAUCAUGAUCAGAUGUGACCACAGAACCAGUCUGGAAGUCUUGGUCUGAAUUUUUUUUCGUUUAAACCACACAUUCACAUCUGAUUUUGACUGUAUUACCUAAUGCAACAGGGUCAACAGUAGUAGUACAGAAUUCAGUAGUACAUUGCAGAUGGUGUGAUUUAUGUUCUGUGAACUGUUUUAUGAUGCCCAGAAGCGUUCUUUAAAAUUACUUGAGAAAUACUGGUUAUCUGCCAGCCAAAGGUAAGAUGUUAGGUACAGUUUAAUCACCAGUUAUUAGUUAUUGCGUGGAAAUUGGUUAAAACCCAAAACCACAAGCUCUGUCAGUUGGGUGUGAACAUAAGUCAUUUUGGACUGUCCCUGGAGGCACCAGGGAAUAAAGUCCCACUCAUUCUCUGUUCUGCCCUGUCCUUGCGUACCAGAAAGCCUGAAGGAGGAGGAAAGAGACACAUUGACAUCCAAAAACCCAAACAAAUCAAACGGAAACAGUCAGAAUUGGGACUUGAGCAUUUGUUUUGCCAGUGAUAACUACUUGGCAUGUAUUGUUUAGCUCUUUUACCCUAUCAAUGCUAAUGCGUUUCUUU